AGAGGCAAAGCCGACUUUGUCAAUAAUCGUUUGUGUCUUGUUUUUGUUUCAGAUUUUUAUGUAUUUACGCAGUUUUCAAAAUAUUUCCAUUCUGCUACUUUAUUUUUCUUUCUGUUUAAAAUGAAAGGGGAGCGAUCUUUAUUAGGAUCAGUUGUCCCCAUCGAAUGAAAACAAGUUCUGUGACCUCCAGAUGCCGGGGAAACUUGCAAGACCAGUUUUUUUCCUACCAACUUCUGACCUGUAGAAACAACUACGAGAAAAGGGUCUUUAAAGGGUUUUGUUUAUUGUUGUAAAAUUCGUCGUAUCUCAUAUGCAAUUCAUUCUUUGAACGGUAAAGAAGCUGUUCCAUGUAAAAAAAAUUUUUUUUUUUGCUUCGUAAAAUAUAACCGAUUCGCCAGCUUUUCAAUGUUCCUCGUUUUCAGUGUCGGCUAUUUCUCUAGAUCUUCCACGUUAACAAAUUUCUCGUCACAGUCAAAGAUACUAUGAUCAAUUUAUCCAUGUGUGAUAGCAACCAUAAACUGUUAAUAUUGUAUUUCAGUUCUUGAUUAGAAAACGAACAAAAAACAUUCUACUGCUCCAAAGAACACCAUAAAAAGGAUAUUGGUUCUUAGAAUUUAUUCUUUUUCUAGAAAGUUUGUUUAUUUGAUAAGAACAAGCAUGGAAUCCAAAUGUGAUUAUGCUUCUGAAACUAAUGGCUAUCACGCCAGCUAUUUGCGUAAUUCCAAGGCUGUUGGUGUUAUGUGGGGAGUAUUUACACUCUGUUUUGCUGUGAUCAUAUGUGUCGCAUUUGUACACCCUCACUGGAUUGGGGAUACACCAUCAAGCGAGCGUGCUGGCUACUUCGGCCCGUGGCGAGCAUGCCGUCAAGAAAUUUCGAACGAAGAAAUGGCCUGUCAAGGGCAGCUGGAUGAUUUUUUCUCCAUUCCUAGCCCAGCAUUUAGAGUAUCCACGGUGUUUACAGCCCUGGCUCUUGUUGCUGUUGGUUUAUGCAUCGUAUGCAUGCUUCUGUUUUUUGUCUGUCAAUCAUCUACUGUUUUUCAUCUCUGUGGUUGGAUGCAAGUAUUUUCAGGUGGCUGUCUUGCUGUUGGAGUAGCAUCCUUCCCUGCUGGUUGGGAUUCAGAGGUGGUACGAGCAGUUUGUGGCCCAGAAGCCGACGAUUUUGAUAUAGGACGUUGUGGUGUGCGGUGGGCAUAUAUGCUAGCAGCUGUUGGUGUAAUUGAUGCUGUCAUACUUGCUGCUCUGGCCUUCUUGCUUGCAACGAAAAGAGUAAAAAUAGCCCCUGGAACUGCGUCAAUUUAUAAAGGAGAAGUGAACAGUGCUUUCUUGGGUGACACUCAGUCCCUUGCAUCUCGCAAAUCUCUUGCUCAGCCUGUGCUGCUUCUCCCACAACCCUUGGAUCCAGAGAGAGUUUCGGAAUUCAGCCAGCGCACCGGGAGGUCUCAUAAAGGGAGCAGUCACUAUGGUGCUUCUAUCCACAACUUUCAGCUGUGAUCAAAAUUAUAAUUUUUAACUUUAUGGUAAAAGAAUUAUAUUUUGCUAAUUUAUUAUUUGUUGCUAGGUAGUUACUAGGUCAGUGAAUAAUGAAUAACUUUAAAAUAAUACUUAAUAUUUGCUGUAUAUGACGUAUGUUUUUAGAAAAUGCAUAUGUUAAUGUUUUAUUUAAAAUUUCAUUUUCCUUGUGCAUCAAAUAUUUUGAAUGAUUCAUUGGAAUAUUUUUAAAGUGUGAUCCAACUUGUGAUGUUUUUCACACCAUCAAUGUCAUCUAAACUAUUUUAAUACAUGAUAUACCAAGCAUUAAGAUAGCUUUCAGAAGGCAGUGAGAAAUUUUAUCAUGAAUGUAAUUUUAUUAAAAUGUACAUAAACGAUGUUUUUCAUUUAUAAACGAAAUGUGGCUCAUAAAAAAAAAGCCUUCAUGCUUUUGCACUUUUAUUUCCAUGAAAUGAAGCAUGAUACAUCAAAGAUUUUAUUUUAGGCAUCUUAAUAAAAUAUUUAAUGCUUAAUGUUUAUUUACGGAUUAAUUAUUUUAAAUUUAUAUCACUGAACCUUCUGAAAAAUUACACUGUGUAUUCAUUUUCCUCCCUCCUGUUAUUUUUGUUAAAAUGAGAAUCGAAACUUUUUCUCAUUUAAUUCAAAAUAAAAGUGUUAACAAACCUUUUUUUAAACUAAUAUUCUUAGCAAAGGAUAAGUGGUUUUCUUAAGCUAGUGUUAUAAUGAAGCCGUAUAUUUUUAAGAUAUAUUUUGUUCAUCACAACUGUUACGUAAAUACAAAUGUGAGGACCAGAAACAGUUUAUCUGCCCAGCUAGGAUGGUCUUAGUCAAUUUAUCAAUCCCCAAUGAAGAUCAAGAGCCCUCUUAAAAUCAUUCACCCUUUGCAAGUAACAGCUGCCAUAUGCCUACAACCCUGUUGGAAUAUUAAUUUUCCUGACUUCAAAAUUAACUUAAGAUUUGAAAAACUUAAAACAUUGGCUCCUAGUUUUGCUAUUUGUGCAGGAAUUUAGCUCAUAAACAUCUUCCAUUUUAAUGAACUUAAAUAACUAGAUCAUAUCACCUCUUAUUUGAUAUUUCAAGCAUGUUUGGCGGUGCUCCCCUGAAUUAAGGGUUCUUGAAGGUGACUGAACACAACUGCAUCAACACACUAAAAGAGUUUUCCUCCUGUCUAAUGUAAAUACUGUAUAUACUACUCUUAAUUAUCAAUCAUGCAUAUGAUAAAAUUGUAAACUAUAGGAUGUUAAGCAGUAAGUUACCACCCUUAAGCCAGGGCUGAAGCAGAACUACAUGCAAUACGGUAACAGCCCGUCAUCCCAUUCAGAGACUAGUUUCAUCCUUGGACAAAACUGCAAUCUCUGGAAAUGAUAACCUGGCUGUCUGGUGUAUUGCAAGUAGUUCUGCCUUAGCCCUGGCUUAAGGGUGGUAACUUACUGCUUAACAUCCUGCUGUUUACAUUUUACCAUAUGCAUGAUUGAUAAUUACCUUUACUGUACUUAAGCCUUGCUCUGGUUUAAGGACGGUAGCGUACUGCUUAAUUCCCAAGCUUUGCCUUCAGUUUACAAAUUGAACUGCACCAUGGCUGCGGACUCUCGUCGGUGAGCUAAAUUGAUUUUAUCUACCAGUUAACUGAUACUCUCGGCUUCAAUGAGAUGACACCUACCUCCAGCUCGGUUGUUUGUUAUUCCGAGCUGAUAAGUCCAUAACAAAGAUAAAACUGCAGUCUCUGGAUGUGAUAACUGGACUGUUGAUGUAUUGGAUGUAGCAGGAUGGUUUAAGCAAUUUUGUGAUAUCUACCAAAAAGCAUAAAAAUGAAUUGAUGUUUUUUCAAAAACAUGAGCCUAUAACAUAGGAUACAAAUAUAGAUAUACAAAAGAAAAUAAUACAACAUUAAAUCGCACAAAUUUACAGAAAAGAGUAUACUCGUGUUUCCGGGUUACAAAGAGCCCCCUUUUCUAUUCAAAAUAAGUGAAGUUAUGGAUGAAAAUUUCUUAUAUUUCUGCACAAAGGUAUUUCUUUUAUUUCAUAUCACAUGAUGUUUAUUGCCACAGUUCCUCAUGUUGUUCUGAUUUGAUGAUUUCAAAAUUGUGUUUAAGAAACAAACAAUGGAGAUUAUUUCCUCCCAAGUGUUGUACUGCAGUGAUUGAACUCUAAAACAUUAGACAUCAGGUAACUCAUCAUCUUACUGACAAACAUUUGUAAGGGUAGCACAGUCAAAUAAUCAUGAAUUACGUACAAAUAUUUUCGUAUCAACUUUAGACUUUCUUAAUACUAAUUCAUGCAGCUGAAAGGAGUAAUCAGACAGAGUUGUGAAUUUUAUGUUGCAUUUUUGGUACUGGAAUCUCAGAAUGAAAGUUUAUAUAUAUUUUUUUACUUAGUAAUUUACAAUAUAGUAUAGAUUUGUAAUAUUUUUUUAGAUUUUUAUAUUUCCUAUUCAGAACUUUAAUCAACUAUGUAUGUUAUUAAAUAUGUUAUACAAAGUUUAAUAAACACAAUUUUAAAUCUA
Messenger RNA from Uloborus diversus, 3991 nucleotides. It is a transcript of the gene Tmhs, whose product is annotated as LHFPL tetraspan subfamily member 3 protein-like. The transcript has 3 exons. Gene Ontology annotation, biological process: sensory perception of sound. Bases 658 to 1491 code for a protein of 277 amino acids. Gene Ontology annotation, cellular component: plasma membrane. Lineage: Eukaryota; Metazoa; Arthropoda; Arachnida; Araneae; Uloboridae. The record is from RefSeq and is a predicted model, not a curated record.